Messenger RNA from Jaculus jaculus (lesser Egyptian jerboa), 1506 nucleotides. RefSeq names its product ubiquitin conjugating enzyme E2 J1 (gene Ube2j1). The transcript has 10 exons. The record is from RefSeq and is a predicted model, not a curated record. Lineage: Eukaryota; Metazoa; Chordata; Mammalia; Rodentia; Dipodidae. Bases 1 to 1437 code for a protein of 478 amino acids.
AUGGUCCAGAAAUACAGAUUUAGGAGUUCCGAACACCGCCCAUCAGCCCUCGCCCCGCCCAGCCGAGCCUGGUUCCCCACGCGAGUUCUCCUUGCUCAGUGCCGACCUACUCAACCCGACCGCAACAGCACGCAGUGGGGAGACCCCACGGGUCCGCGGAGAUUCGGCCUCCUCGGCUCUGGGCGAGGGGACCACACAGAGCGUAGGCCAUCUCCGCCCGUGUCCCCGUCUCAGCGGAGGAAUGGACAGGAGACGCACGCGACGUUCACGGCGCGGCGCGGCGGGGCGGGGCCCGACGAGCAGGCUGACCCGCCCGCCCCGGUUCCGCGCGACGCUGGGGCCGGCGCCGGCGCCCGCCCUCUGGAAGGCGGGAGCCGCGGAGGACGCGGUGGCGCCCGCGCCUCACCCCGUCCGCAGUCAGGCCAGACCGGGCGGCGCCUGCGGAGGGCUCUCUGGGCCCAGCCGGCCGGAGCCGCGCUGAGAAGAGAGGAGCGGGCGGCCAUGGAGUCCCGCUACAACCUGAAGAGCCCGGCUGUUAAACGAUUAAUGAAAGAAGCAGCAGAAUUGAAAGAUCCAACUGAUCAUUACCAUGCACAGCCUUUGGAGGAUAAUCUUUUUGAGUGGCAUUUCACAGUUAGAGGGCCCCCAGAUUCUGAUUUUGAUGGAGGAGUUUAUCAUGGACGAAUAGUACUACCACCAGAAUAUCCUAUGAAACCACCAAGUAUUAUUCUCCUAACGGCUAAUGGACGAUUUGAAGUGGGCAAGAAAAUCUGUUUGAGCAUCUCAGGACAUCAUCCUGAAACUUGGCAGCCUUCAUGGAGUAUAAGGACAGCAUUACUAGCCAUCAUUGGGUUUAUGCCAACAAAAGGAGAGGGAGCCAUAGGUUCUCUAGAUUACACACCUGAGGAAAGAAGAGCACUUGCCAAAAAAUCACAAGAUUUCUGUUGUGAAGGAUGUGGCUCUACCAUGAAGAAUGUCCUGUUGCCUUUAAAAUCUGGGAGUGAUUCAAGCCAGGCUGACCAAGAAGCCAAGGAACUGGCUAGACAAAUUAGUUUUAAGGCAGAAAUCAAUUCAUCUGGAAAGACUAUUGCUGAGUCAGACUUAAACCACUCUUUUUCACUAAAUGAUGAUAUACCUACAACAUUCCAGGGUGCUACAGCAAGCACAUCGAGUCUGUCUGCAGCUUCAUUGCAACAACCUACUCAACAUGUGGCUAAGAAUACUUCCAUGAGCCCUCGACAGCGCCGGGCCCAGCAGCAAAGUCAAAGAAGGUUGUCUACUUCCCCUGAAGUAAUCCAGGGUCAGCAGCCAAGAGACAACCAUAUGGAUCAUGGAGGGUCAGCUGUUCUGAUUGUCAUCCUGACUCUGGCAUUGGCAGCUCUUAUAUUCCGGCGAAUAUAUCUGGCAAAUGAGUACAUAUUUGACUUUGAGUUGUAAUGCUGUUUUGUGACUUAAGAGCUAUGACUCAAUUGCUUCAUUAAACAUUCUGCAUUGGAUAUAAUCUGA